This is a messenger RNA of Carassius carassius (crucian carp), 1747 nucleotides long. Its product is annotated as serine incorporator 1-like. The coding region runs from base 103 to 1470 and encodes 455 amino acids. The record is from RefSeq and is a predicted model, not a curated record. Gene Ontology annotation, cellular component: membrane. NCBI's taxonomy places the organism in Eukaryota, Metazoa, Chordata, Actinopteri, Cypriniformes, Cyprinidae. The transcript has 10 exons.
UGAACUGACAGAACGAGAAAUAGCUACUGCUGUAACGUUAACUGACUGUCAGUUAGUUCGUCUUCUGAAAGUGGUUUGGAGUCGUUUGUUUAUUAAUACAGAAUGGGAGCCUGUAUGGCGUUGUGCUCUCUUGCGAGCUGUGCCUCGUGUUUGUGUGGCUCCGCACCAUGUCUCCUCUGUGGCUGUUGUCCUUCUUCCAAUAACUCCACAGUCACCCGGCUGGUCUUCUCUUUCUUCCUCCUCCUGGGGACACUGGUGUCUGUAAUCAUGAUCUUGCCUGGCAUGGAGACGCAGCUCCGCAAGAUUCCUGGCUUUUGUCAAGGAGGAACCACAAUUCCAGGAAUCGAGAACCAUGUUAACUGCGAUGUGGUUGUAGGCUACAAAUCAGUGUAUCGCAUGUGCUUUGCUAUGGCAUGCUUCUUUUUCCUGUUUUCCGCAAUCAUGAUUCGUGUAAAGAGCAGCAAGGACCCUCGUGCCACUAUUCAGAAUGGGUUCUGGUUCUUCAAGUUUCUGAUACUUGUUGGCAUCACUGUUGGAGCCUUUUUCAUCCCGGAUGGAAUGUUUCAUGAUGUCUGGUUCUACUUCGGUAUUGUGGGCUCCUUCAUGUUCAUCCUGAUCCAGCUCAUCCUCCUGAUCGACUUUGCCCACUCCUGGAAUGAGGUGUGGGUGAGGAAUGCUGAGGAAGGCAACAGCAAGUGUUGGUUCUCAGGUCUGUUGUCUUUCACUGUCCUGCAUUACGCCCUGGCCUUUGCAGCAGUCGUGUUGUUUUAUCUCUACUACACCAAACCAGACAACUGUACCGAACACAAGUUCUUCAUCAGCUUCAACCUUAUUCUCUGCGUCAUCAUAUCUGUGGUUUCAGUUCUGCCAAAAGUGCAGGAUGCCUCACCUCAGUCUGGUCUGCUUCAGUCCUCUAUUAUAACUCUGUACACUAUGUACGUCACCUGGUCAGCCAUGACCAACAAUCCUAAUCGUGAAUGUAACCCUAGUUUGCUCAGCCUGGUGUCCAAUAUAAGCACAACUGAGGCCAUGCCUACAAGCUCCCCUGGGAUGGUGCAGUUGUGGGAUGCUCAAGGCAUUGUGGGAUUGGUUAUCUUCCUCUUCUGCACCUUUUAUGCCAGCAUCCGUUCAUCCAGUAAUGCACAGGUGAACAGGCUGAUGCAGACAGAGGAAGGGAAGGGUACUGUGGGAGGGGAGGAGGUGGGCGAAGACGGAGUGCGGCGUGUCGUGGAUAACGAAGAGGACGGCGUCACAUACAACUAUUCCUUUUUCCACUUCCACCUCUUACUGGCCUCUCUCUACAUCAUGAUGACACUCACUAACUGGUACAAACCUGAUAUAACCACUCAGGCCAUGCAGAGCACUAUACCUGCAGUGUGGGUGAAGAUCAGCUCCAGCUGGAUGGGUCUGGGGUUCUACCUUUGGACGCUUGUGGCUCCUGUCAUUUUACCCAAUCGAGACUUCAGCUGAGCUUGAGUGGGUGAGACUCUGUCACCUGUACAAGCUGGCCAUGUUUGUGCUAUGUUAGAAAUAUUACAAUCUCCAAAAACCAUUAAAUAGCCAAGACUGUAAGCAAUUAGAAUCUGAAACAGACUAUUGUUAUCUAGUCUCAUAGACCUAGUAGGUACUUGCACAUUAAAAAUACAUAGACAAAAUCAAAAAUAUAUGAUGCCAUGACAAGUAUUUAAAAAAAAUUAUAUUUAAGUCUGUUUCAGCUCUUUAGUAAAUUGACACAUGAUGUGAGGAU